AUGGCGUGGCACAGCGUCAACGAACAGCGCAUCGUAAUAAAGUUUAACACAAAACUCGGAAAGUCUUUUUCCGAUAUUCGUGAAGAUUUGCAAAAAGUUUACGGAGAGGCUGCUCUGUCAAAAGGUGCCAUUUCAAAGUGGAUGAAGCGGUUUAAAGACGGUAGAGAGGCAACUGAAGACGACAGUCGUGCAGGUAGACCAGUGACUGUAACAGAUGAAGAAACAGUGGCUGCCAUUCAGGAGUACAUACUCCGAGAUAGACGAGUAAGUGUGGAGCACGUAGCAGAUAAGUUCGCUAUUUCAUAUGGUACAGCUCAGGGCAUUAUGACUGAUAGAUUAGGAAUGCGCCGCGUUUCAGCAAGAUGGGUGCCUCGUUUGUUGACGUCGGAGCAGAUGGGGGUAAGGGUGAAAAUGUGUCAGCAGUACGACAGGAGGUAUCGUGAAGAAGGCGAUUACUUUCUAAAUCGAGUGACAACAUGUGAUAAAACGUGGACUCACUUUUUUGAACCGGAAAGCAAACGUCAGAGUUCUGUCUGGAAGCAACAUUCCUCGCCUUCCCUAAAAAAGCAAUAA
Messenger RNA from Ruditapes philippinarum (Manila clam), 573 nucleotides. RefSeq names its product protein GVQW3-like. Gene Ontology annotation, molecular function: nucleic acid binding. Lineage: Eukaryota; Metazoa; Mollusca; Bivalvia; Venerida; Veneridae. The transcript has a single exon. The coding region runs from base 1 to 573 and encodes 190 amino acids. The record is from RefSeq and is a predicted model, not a curated record.